Sorghum bicolor (sorghum) is the source of this 1677-nucleotide messenger RNA. RefSeq names its product pentatricopeptide repeat-containing protein At4g18520, chloroplastic. The record is from RefSeq and is a predicted model, not a curated record. Gene Ontology annotation, biological process: RNA modification. The transcript has a single exon. Lineage: Eukaryota; Viridiplantae; Streptophyta; Magnoliopsida; Poales; Poaceae. Gene Ontology annotation, molecular function: protein binding; RNA binding. The coding region runs from base 85 to 1413 and encodes 442 amino acids.
CGCCCUUCUUUUUUUCGUAAUCAAAAAAUUCACACCAAUUGACAAACAAGCCAACCUUCGCUUCAGGUUCAGCCAACCUCGCACAUGGCGCGCUGCUCCGUCGCCGUCGCGAAACCGUUCUGCGCCACCACCGCGACUCCCCGUCUCUCUCGUCGCGGCCGGCGGCUCUCCGCGAACGCCGCCACCCCGGCCAUGCCCACCAAUAAGGCAGGGUUGCCGGCUCUAAGCAAACCGGCCAAACCAACGCCGCCGCCUCUUCUCUCGCGUCCGAUGCUCCCCGUCCCCACCAACACCGCCACUGACACCACCAGCAGCGACAAGGAUUGCACCAAGAAACCACCGCCGGAAGCUACGGACUCGCAUCCGUGCUCGUCCGGCGCCGGCGACGUGCUCCGCCUGAUGGACGCGCUGGGCAUCCCGCCCGACGAGGACAUCUACAUAUCUCUCCUCAGGGAGUGCGCCGACGCAGCGGAGGUGGCCUCCGUGCACGCGCACAUGACCGCGUGUUGCGCCUCCGAUGCACUUCCGUCGCCGGUCGCCAACCGGGUGCUGCUCUCAUACGCCGCGUGUGGGGAUAUCGAAGCUGCACGCCGGGUGUUCGACGGAAUGCCUGACAGGAACGGCAUGGCGUGGGCGACCAUGGUGUCCGCCUACUCGGACGGUUGCUUCCACCAUGAAGCAAUGCGUCUGUUCGCCCACAUGUGCCACAGGACGCUGGUCCUGGAUGGCGAUUGCUGCUCCCAUGCCAUUCUGGCCGUGCUGCGGUCAUGUAUUCGUGCAGGCGAACUACGGCUCGGCGAGCAGGUACACGCUCUCGUCAUCAAGAAAGGCAGGAUUCUUGGCGACAUUGGUAGCUCGCUAGUGCAGCUAUACUGCGAGAGCAGCGGUCUUCACAGAAGCGCGCGACGAGUUCUCGUGAUGAUGAUGCAGCACCACUGUCAGGAACCAGUCCCUGAGGCGGCCUGGACGAGCCUGAUCACAUGCUGCCACCGAGACGGCCAGCUGAGUGAGGCCAUCGACGUCUUCAGGGACAUGGCGUCCUCCGGCGUUCCAAGGAGCAGCUUCUCCCUGUCGAGCAUCCUCGCGGUGUUCGCAGAGUCACAGAACCAAGGGUGCUGCUGCGGGCAGCAGGUGCACGCCGACGCCAUCAAGCGUGGCGUGGACACGAACCAGUUCGUUGGCUCUGGGCUGGUGCACAUGUACGCAAAGCAAGGGUGGCUGGCAGAUGCCGUCAGGGCGUUCGGGGCGAUCGGUGGCAAGCCUGACACCGCCUGCUGGAGCGCCCUGGCCUUGGCGUAUGCUCGCGGCGGACGGUACAGAGAAGCCACCAGAGUCAUGUAUCAGAUGAAAGCUGCCGGGAUGACUCCUUCGCAAGAGAUGGCCGAUGCGGUUAGGUUGGCCUGUUUCAGAUGAUCGUGAACUACUACUCUACUACUAGUACCAUUGACAUUGACAUUGAGUGAGUUACUUUGAUUGUACAAUUGUGUUAAUCAGACGCCAGCGCACCUGUGUCUGAUUCAAGUAGUUGACGUCGUGUCCCUUUUUUUUUGGCCGAAUCAAAAAACCACUUCUGAGUAGUAUUUGUCUGUAACAUGUUGUGGUUACACUGUACAGUAUUUGCGCCACCACAAAACGGGAUAUCAAUUGUAAACUGUAUUGAGUUUGUUUUAGCUCACA